AUGCUGGCCUUCUGCCGGACGCUAUGCAAGUCACCUUUUCUGGAGACUUUGCCAAUGCUGGGGAAGAGUCUGGAUCCUGCCACGUUCCGCGAACGCAUGAUGGCGUCGUGGACAACGAUCGGCGUCGUGGGGGCCUUGUUCUUGACCAUGUUGGACUACUCCAGAGUGGCCGAGUGCAAAGGCGAUCUGCUUUUGUCUGUGCUGCCGAGCCAAGAGUUUUGUGACACGAUUCAUCCGUUUUUGUGCAGCAUGGGCCUGGCCUUCAAUGUAAUUGCCGUGAUCCUGACGACGAUCCUCAUCAUGCAGGUGGGCUUCGUUCCAGACGAGAAGCUGUCAGACUGGGUGGCAGGAAUGCCGAUAACGGUAGAGAUGCCUUUGGUGAGCUUCAUUCUCGGGGCACUGAUGUGGGCAGGAGACCUUGUUUGGCUUGGUGUGGUCGCCCAUGGAGCCUACGGCCUAAAAUUCAGCCUAGCAGCCUGCGUGAUUGCCGUGACCCUGCUGUCAGUGUACGCCACUACCAGGGCAAAGACAAAUCGGCUGAUCAUGCUUGCAGCAUGCAACCAACAGGAGCUGAGCGACACGGAAGACUAG
Messenger RNA from Symbiodinium natans, 591 nucleotides. The record is from the annotation of a GenBank genome assembly. NCBI's taxonomy places the organism in Eukaryota, Dinophyceae, Suessiales, Symbiodiniaceae.